Molecule: messenger RNA, 3786 nt
Organism: Strongylocentrotus purpuratus (purple sea urchin)
Lineage: Eukaryota; Metazoa; Echinodermata; Echinoidea; Camarodonta; Strongylocentrotidae
Product: serine/threonine-protein phosphatase 6 regulatory ankyrin repeat subunit A-like
Exons: 7
Coding region: 1-3786 (1261 amino acids)
Biological process (GO): innate immune response
Cellular component (GO): cytoplasm
Molecular function (GO): protein binding
Source: RefSeq, a predicted model, not a curated record
AUGGCACUUUCUACAGCAGUGAAGGAAGGCGAUCUUGUAAAGACAAGGUCUAUUCUAGAAGACGAGACAGGUGAUACCAAGCUAGUGAUGCUAUGCAGUGUGGAUCCCGAUGGAAAGACACCCCUCCAUAUCGCUUCAGAAGAAGGACAUAUUGACCUCGAGGGCCAUCUCGAUGUGGUUGACUGUCUAGUGAAUGCAGGAGCUGAUGUGAAUAAAGCAGCAAAGAAUGGCUCGACAUCUCUAGAUCAAGCGUCAGAGAGAGGAGCUGACGUCAAGAAAGCAACUCAGACUGGCAUGACACCUCUUCAUGCGGCAUCAUCUGAAGGUGAAGUAGACGUUGUAAAAUGUCUCAUUUCUAAAGGGGCCAACCUGAAUUCGGUUGAUAACGUUGGUUGUACAUCCCUGUACAUUGCCUCUCAAGAGGGUCAUCUUGAUGUUGUUGAAUAUUUAGCGAAUGCAGGAGGGGAUGUAAACAAAGUAUCGCACGAUGGUUAUGCACCACUAGCUAUAGCAUUACGUUAUAAUCAACAUGAUAUAGCACAAUUGCUCAUGGCUAAGGAAGCAGAUCUAGGACUUACUGAUACUGGCCAUAUUACCCUCCUAAACGCAUCUACAAAUGGCUAUAUCGAUGCUGUUAAAUAUAUCAUACGUAAAGGAGUGGACGUUAAUACUGGUGACGGAGAUGGUUUUACAUCCCUAUAUCACGCAUCACUAAACGGACAUCUUGAUGUUGUUGAAUGUCUAGUGAAUGCAGGAGCUUAUGUCAAAACAACAUCAGCAGAGGACGGCAGGACACCUCUUUAUGCAGCAUCAUCUGAAGGUGCAGUAGACGUUGUAAAAUGUCUCAUUUCUAAAGGGGCCAACCUGAAUUCGGUUAAUAACGUUGGUUGUACAUCCCUGUACAUUGCCUCUCAAGAGGGUCAUCUUGAUGUUGUGGAAUGUUUAGCGAAUGCAGGAGGGGAUGUAAACAUAGCAGCAGAGGAUGGUAUGACACCUCUUUAUGCAGCAUCAUCUAAAGGUGCAAUAAACAGCGUAAAUUGUCUCAUUUCUAAAGGGGCCAACCUGAAUGCGGUUGAUAAAGUUGGUUGUACAUCCCUGUACAUUGCCUCUCAAGAGGGUCAUCUUGAUGUUGUUGAAUAUUUAGCGAAUGCAGGAGGGGAUGUAAACAUAGCAGCAGAGGAUGGUAUGACACCUCUUUAUGCAGCAUCAUCUGAAGGUGCAGCAGACGUUGUAAAAUGUCUCAUUUCUAAAGGGGCCAACCUGGAUUCGGUUGAUAACAAAGGUGAAACACCCCUCCUCAUUGCCUCUCAAGAGGGUCAUCUUGAUGUUGUUGAAUGUCUAGCGAAUGCAGGAGGAGAUGUAAACAUAGCAGCAGAGAAAGGUAGGACACCUCUUUAUGCAGCAUCAUAUAAAGGUGCGGUAAAUAUUGUAAAAUGUCUCAUUUCUAAAGGGGCCAACCUGAAUUCGGUUGAUAACGUUGGUUGUACAUCCCUGUACAUUGCCUCUCAAGAAGGUCAUCUUGAUGUUGUUGAAUAUUUAGCGAAUGCAGGAGGGGAUGUAAACAAAGUAUCGCACGAUGGUUAUACACCACUAGCUAUAGCAUUACGUUAUAAUCAACAUGAUAUAGCACAAUUGCUCAUGGCUAAGGAAGCAGAUCUAGGACGUACAGAUACUGGCCAUAUCACCCUCCUAAACGCAUCUCUCAAUGGCUAUAUCGAUGCUGUUAAAUAUAUCAUAUGUAAAGGAGUGGACGUUAAUGCUGGUUACGGGGAUGGUUUUACAUCCCUAUAUCACGCAUCACUGAACGGACAUCUUGAUGUUGUUGAAUGUCUAGCGAAUGCAGGAGCGGAUGUAAACAUAGCAGCAGAGGAUGGCACGACACCUCUUUAUGCCGCAUCAUCUGAAGGUGCAGUAGACGUUGUAAAAUGUCUCAUUUCUAAAGGGGCCUACCUGAAUUUGGUUGAUAAUGACGGUGAAACACCCCUGUACAUUGCCUCUCAAGAGUGUCAUCUUGAUGUUGUUGAAUGUCUAGCGAAUGCAGGAGGGGAUGUAAACAUAGAAGCAGAGGAUGACAGGACACCUCUUCAUGCAGCAUCAUCUGAAGGUUCAGUAGACGUUGUAAAAUGUCUCAUUUCUAAAGGGGCCAACCUGAAUUCGGUUGAUAACUAUGGUGAAACACCCCUGUACAUUGCCUCACGCAAGGGUCAUCUUGAUGUUGUUGAAUGUCUAGCGAAUGCAGGAGGGGAUGUAAACAUAGCAGCAGAGGAUGGCAUGACACCUCUUUAUGCAGCAUCAUCUGAAGGUGCAGUAGACGUUGGUCAUCUUGAUGUAGUUGAAUGUCUAGUCAAUGCAGGAGCAGAUGUAAACAAAGCAACAAAGAAUGGCCUUACAACUCUCUAUACGGCGUCACUUAAAGGUCAUGUAGACAUUGUGAAAUAUCUCAUUUCUAAAGGUGCAAACCCGAAUUCGUCGUAUUUAGAUGUGUACACAACCCUGAGCGUCGCCUCUCAAGCGGGUCAUCUUAAUGUUGUUGAAUGUCUAAUGAAUGCAGGAGCUGAUGUGAAUUAUGCAGCAAAGAAUGGCACGACACCUCUUUACGCGGCGUCAAGUAAAGGUGAAGUAGACGUUGUAAAAAGUCUCAUUUCUAAAGGGGCCAACCUGGAUUUGGUUGAUAACGAUGGUGAAACACCCCUUUACAUUGCCUCAUGCAAGGGUCAUCUUGAUGUUGUUGAAUGUCUAGUGAAUGCAGGAGCUGGUGUAAACAAAGCAGCAAAGAAUGGUAUGACACCUCUUUACGCGGCGUCAAGUAAAGGUGAAGUAGACGUUGUAAAAUGUCUCAUUUCUAAAGGGGCCAACCCGAAUUCGGUUGGUAACGAUGGUGAAACGCCCCUGUACAUUGCCUCACGCAAGGGUCAUCUUAAUGUUGUUGAAUGUCUAUUGAAUGCAGGAGCUGAUAUAAACAAAGCAGCAAAAAAUGGAGCUGAUGUAGACAAAGCAGCAAAAACUGGUAUGACACCUCUGUAUGCAGCAUCAUCUAAAGGUGCAGUAGACGUUGUAAAAUGUCUCAUUUCUGAAGGGGCCGACCUGAAUUUGUAUGAUAAUGAGUGUAAAACACCCCUGUACAUUGCCUGUCAAAAGGGUCAUCUUGAUGUUGUUGAAUGUCUAGCGAGUGAAGGAGGGUUUAUAAACAUAGAAUCAGAGGAUGGCAGGACACCUCUGUAUGCAGCAUCAUCUGAAGGUGCAGUAGACGUUGUAAAAUGUCUCAUUUCUGAAGGGGCCGACCUGAAUUUGGUUGAUUAUGAUGGUGAAACACCCCUGUACAUUGCCUCAUUUAAGGGUCAUCUUGAUGUUGUUGAAUGUCUGUUAAAUGCAGGAGGGGAUGUAAACAUAGUAUCAGAGGAUGGCAGGACACCUCUGUAUGCAGCAUCAUCUGAAGGUGCAGUAGACGUUGUAAAAUGUCUCAUUUCUGAAGGGGCCGACCUGAAUUUGGUUGAUUAUGAUGGUGAAACACCCCUUUACAUUGCCUCUCAAGAAGGUCAUCUUGAUGUUGUUGAAUGUCUAGUAAAUGCAGGAGGAGAUACCUUAAAAGGUGUCACGCCGCUCAUGGUUGCCGCACGAGGAGGACAUCUAGACUGCGCACAUCUGCUGCUGGAAAAAAAUGCAGAUAUUGAAACAGAAGAUGAAGAGGGUUGGACAGCCCUACAUUAUGCUGCAGCAAGAAUCAAGCUAAGUUUCGUUGACGAUCAGCCAUGCAUCAAGUCUUUCGACUUCUUUGUGCAUUGCUGA